CGGCGGCCAUCUUUUUUUCUUCUCUUCAUUUUAUCGUUCUACCACUAUACAGACCUAAAACUUACUUUAUCCUAGAUAUCGAGUAUAUCCAAAAAUGCAUUUGCAUAUUCGUCUGUUCUAAUGUUCCCUCGUCGGUCACUGUAGAUUAACGGUGCAUCGUAAUUUGUGUUUCAUGGAUUGCAAAAAUGCAUGAGAUCAUUCAUUAGACUUGAAUGACGUUUUAUUUUAGAGACAUAAAGGGAGUAUUUAAAAGUUACAUAAUAUUUGUACCAAAUCCCAUAAUAUAAUAAAGAUGGAUAUGGAUCAGGAUGUAUUAACAGUGUUGAAGCUGUUAAUGAUAGGGGAAUCCAAUGUUGGAAAAUCAAGCAUAAUCCUCAGAUUUACAGAGGAUGAAUUUUAUGAGAACAUGCAAAGUACAGUUGGCAUGGACUAUAAAACUAAACAAGUUACAAUCGAUGGCAAUACAGUGAAAUUGGCAAUUUGGGACACUGCUGGACAGGAACGUUUUCGUACUCUGACACCUAGUUAUUAUAGAGAUGGUCAAGGUGCUAUAUUGGUGUACGAUGUUACAGAUAGGGUUACUUUUGUGAAAUUAGAAACAUGGCUUAACGAAUUAAAUACAUACUGCAAUAAAACAGACAUUGUUAAAAUGGUAGUAGGUAACAAAAUAGAUUUACCAAAUAGAGAAGUAAGCACUGAGGAAGGCCUACAAUUUGCAAGAAGGCAUCAAACUCUAUACAUUGAGAGCAGUGCCAAAACUGCAGAUGGGAUUAAAUGUUGUUUUGAAGAGCUUGUACAAAAGAUAAUACAAACGCCAGGCCUCUGGGAUAGACAACCUUUUCUUAAAGCAUAUGGCAAUGGAAGCAUGGGAGGAGCAAGACACAGAGGUCAAAGAGGGAUACAAUUAGCAAAUGACUCUCAACCACACGAACCAUACUCAAAUUGCUAUUGUAGUCUGGUUUAGCUGAUCAUAAUAUAAAAUUCAGAUGGUGAUAAUUACAAGGAAGCCAUACCUUAAAUGUGGUCUAAACUCUAUUUGAAAACUAGAUACCUAAGUGUGAGAAUUUCGACGACAGAUGUGUUUAAUGAUACUUUGUGUAUGUUGUGGAAAGAAAUGUUUCAUACAUGU
Osmia lignaria (orchard mason bee) is the source of this 1129-nucleotide messenger RNA. RefSeq names its product RAS oncogene family member Rab18. Gene Ontology annotation, molecular function: GTP binding; GTPase activity. The record is from RefSeq and is a predicted model, not a curated record. Lineage: Eukaryota; Metazoa; Arthropoda; Insecta; Hymenoptera; Megachilidae.